Messenger RNA from Elephantulus edwardii (Cape elephant shrew), 1019 nucleotides. RefSeq names its product lysophospholipase I (gene LYPLA1). The transcript is spliced from 9 exons. Gene Ontology annotation, molecular function: carboxylic ester hydrolase activity; palmitoyl-(protein) hydrolase activity. Gene Ontology annotation, biological process: protein depalmitoylation. Gene Ontology annotation, cellular component: cytoplasm. Bases 60 to 752 code for a protein of 230 amino acids. NCBI's taxonomy places the organism in Eukaryota, Metazoa, Chordata, Mammalia, Macroscelidea, Macroscelididae. The record is from RefSeq and is a predicted model, not a curated record.
GGCCGCGGCCUGGCGCCGCUCUCCCUUCCGCUUCCGACGCGCCCUAGUCGAGCCGGUGUAUGUGCGGUAAUAACAUGUCCGCCCCGCUUCCCGCCGUCGUGCCCGCCGCCCGCAAGGCCACCGCCGCGGUUAUUUUCCUUCAUGGAUUGGGAGAUACAGGGCAUGGAUGGGCCGAUGCCUUUGCAGGUAUCAGAAGUUCACACAUCAAAUAUAUCUGCCCGCAUGCGCCAGUUAUGCCUGUUACAUUAAACAUGAACAUGACUAUGCCUUCUUGGUUCGAUAUUAUUGGGCUUUCACCAGAUUCACAGGAAGAUGAACAUGGAAUCAAGCAAGCAGCAGAAAAUGUCAAAGCAUUGAUAGAUCAAGAAGUGAAAAAUGGAAUUCCAUCGAACAGAAUUAUUUUGGGAGGAUUUUCUCAGGGAGGAGCAUUGUCUUUAUAUACUGCUCUCACCACACAGCAGAAAUUGGCAGGAGUCAUUGGGCUGAGUUGCUGGCUUCCACUACGGACUUCGUUUUCACAGGGUCCUAUCAGUGGUGCUAAUAAAGAUCUUUCUAUUCUCCAGUGCCAUGGAGAUUGUGAUCCUUUAGUUCCCCUAAUGUUUGGUUCUCUUACUGUAGAGAGACUAAAAACAUUGGUAAAUCCAGCCAAUGUGACCUUCAAAACCUAUGGGGGAAUGAUGCACAGUUCAUGUCAACAGGAAAUGAUGGAUGUCAAGCAAUUCAUUGAUAAGCUGCUCCCUCCAGUGGAUUGAUGCCACUCAGAGGCCUUGUGUGGAUGUGCACCAGCAUCAUUGCCGUAGAGUAGACACCUGUUCAUGUACCCAAUUUGGAACCUUCUCAUGUUUGCAGUGUUAAAAUGUUUUGCAAGUACAUACUAGUGACACAGGCUAAGGAAUUUUUCCUCAUGGGAAAUUGAUCAUUAUUUCCGUUUCUAGACAUGUAUUUGUAUAAUACGGUCCAGAAUACACUAGUAUUAAAAUAGUUGAAGCAGCUAGCUUCUUUUCUCCUAAAUGUAAUUC